CUCUCUUUCCAGCCUUCAGUUUCCAAAGUCCAGCGGAUGGCGUAGGUGUGUGUCUCUCUUCGACGCGAGACGGUUCUGCUCGGCCGAUGACCGUCAGCCAACGCGCGUCAGUUGGUUAGUUAGUUAGUUCCCCUCGCUCGGCUGUCUGCUACCAUGUAUGACGUCAUGAUGUAAAAAAUGAAAUAAAAGGGAGAAAUGGUCAAGAAGGCAGUGUUUCGUUCUGUGAUGGAUGAAAGGUUAAAAGAGAAGAUUAAGUAAAUAAAGUUUCCCCAAACAGGUGUAGCUAAAAGGCGUUGAAAGAGAAAUCGUCUGAUCCGUUUCAGUUAUAGAUUGUCGUGUUGGUUCAGAUCGUCACCAUGUCAUCUUAGACCAAACGUGUUAUAUGGAGUUCUCUCCCGUAAUUCCAACAGUUAUUCAUGAUGUGUGAGGUGACAACAUCGACUCGAGUCAAUUUCGAAAUAUUAAUAAAAGUAUAACUCGAAAAAAAAAAUCCUAAAAGAAAAGCGAAGGAAAAAAAAUAAAAAUAAAAAGUUUGAUUUCUCGAAAAUGAUGGUGAGGUUCGAGGGACGAUCUCUGGCCAGUGUGAUGAUCAUCUUGGUCGUCUUUGUGAUUGGGGGAUCGUCCUCCGUAGGCCAUACGCAGGAGAUUUACGACGACGUGGAGGAGGAGAAUGCCGACGAGGAGUCAGACCCCAACGACGAGUUCAAGAACAGUCCGAUGACGUCAUCCACAUCCGUGGCCGGAGAGACCUCUGUUCUCCCUUGUAAUAUAUCCUCUGAUAUUCGUGGUGACUCCGUCCAGCUGGUGCUUUGGUAUAGAGACAACGUUCCCACUCCUAUAUACAGCUAUGACGUGCGUUCAGGCGACUACUCCCCUCCCACAAAGUGGUCCGACCCCGUUCUUUUGGGCGACAGGGCCUAUUUCAGCAUGACCAGCAAGCCUGCCGCUCUGGUGCUCAACCAGACUACCAGGGAUGACCAGGCCGUGUACAGGUGCAGAGUCGAUUAUAAGCAGUUUACCACGACUCACGCCAGGGUCAACCUGACUGUGAUUGAACCCAUAAGAAACGUGAAGAUAGUCGACCAGGGAGGCCUGGAGUUGGUGGGCGCUGCAGGUCCCUACACGCUAGGAGAGCGACCUACCCUGACCUGCCGAGUGCAGGGGGGCGACCCGCCCCCGACGGCGGUCACCUGGUGGAGAGAUGGCCUUCUUCUGGAUAGCACCUAUCACCAUCAGACUCCUCCGAGUGUGAGAACCAGCACCUCGGCUCCAGGGGGGACGGUAGUAAAUACAAUCCACCUAAGAGCACUCAAGAAAGAGGAUCUGCGCUCUCUCUAUACCUGUAAAGCUGCCAACCACGAGAAGGCGCCGACGAAAGAGGUGGCAGUUGAAAUCGAUAUGAAUUUCGGUCCAGACACAGUGGAGGUCCAUGGCCUGGAAGGUCCACUCUCCUCUGGAAGGGCGCAACAACUGGUUUGCGAGGCGAAGGGUAGUCGCCCCCCUGCCAUAAUUACCUGGUGGCUGGAUGGGCACAUGAAGAAGAGUGUCGCUCAUAUGACGUCCCUGGACGGCGUGGUAUCCAGCAGCACUCUGGAGCUCACUGUAUCCCCAACGGACGAGGGGAAAGAGCUCACAUGCAGGGCCGAAAAUCCAGAGUUGCAGCAGCCCCACCAUUGAGGACUCUCAUAAGCUGGAAAUUUUAUAUCCCCCAGAAGUUUCCGUAGCUGCAGGGUCUUCACUGGACUUGAACAAGAUCAAAGAAGGAGAUGACGUCUACUUCGACUGCCAUGUGAAGGCAAGGCCCGAUGCCCAUACCAUCACAUGGAGCUUCAAUGUAAGUGUAAAAAGUAUCAUA
Molecule: messenger RNA, 1855 nt
Organism: Macrobrachium nipponense
Lineage: Eukaryota; Metazoa; Arthropoda; Malacostraca; Decapoda; Palaemonidae
Product: synaptogenesis protein syg-2-like
Exons: 8
Coding region: 547-1677 (376 amino acids)
Source: RefSeq, a predicted model, not a curated record